GAGCGCGUGACCGCGGGCGGGGCGGGGCGGGGCGGGGCGGGGCCGAGCCGCCGCCAUGCGCCGCCGAGGGCCGACCUGCUGGGGGCUGCUGCUGGCCCUGGUCGUCUGCCGCUUGCACCGGGCGCGCCCCCGGAACGUGCUGCUGAUCCUCGCGGACGAUGGAGGCUUUGAGAGUGGUACCUACAACAACAGUGCCGUGAGCACCCCUCACCUGGACGCCUUGGCCCGCCGCAGCCUGAUCUUCCGCAAUGCCUUCACUUCCGUCAGCAGCUGCUCUCCCAGCCGGGCCAGUCUGCUCACUGGCCUGCCCCAGCAUCAGAAUGGGAUGUACGGCCUGCACCAGGACGUCCACCACUUCAACUCCUUCGAUGAGGUGCGGAGCCUGCCAAGGCUGCUUGGCCAAGCUGGCAUUCGCACAGGCAUCAUUGGGAAGAAGCAUGUGGGGCCCGAGACGGUGUACCCGUUUGAAUUUGCGUACACGGAGGAGAAUGGCUCCGUCCUCCAGGUCGGGCGGAACAUCACCAGAAUUAAGCUGCUGGUCCGGAAGUUCCUGCAGACUCGGGAUGACAGGCCCUUCUUCCUCUACGUUGCCUUCCAUGACCCCCACCGCUGUGGGCACUCCCAGCCCCAGUACGGGACCUUCUGUGAGAAGUUUGGCAAUGGGGAGAGCGGCAUGGGGCGGAUCCCAGACUGGACCCCGCAGACCUAUGACCCACAGGACGUGCUGGUGCCUUACUUCAUCCCUGACACUCCCACAGCCCGAGCAGACCUGGCUGCUCAGUACACCACCAUCAGCCGCAUGGACCAAGGGGUCGGACUCGUGCUCCAGGAGCUGCGCGGAGCAGGUGCCCUGAAUGACACCCUGGUGAUCUUCACAUCCGACAACGGGAUCCCCUUCCCCAGCGGCAGGACCAACCUGUAUUGGCCGGGCACGGCCGAACCCUUGUUGGUGUCGUCCCCAGAGCACACGAAACGCUGGGGCCAGGUCAGCGAGGCCUACGUGAGCCUCUUAGAUCUCACGCCCACCAUCUUGGACUGGUUCUCCAUCCCUUACCCGAGCUAUGCCAUCUUCGGCUCAAAGACCGUCCGGCUCACAGGCCGGUCCCUCCUGCCAGUGCUGGAGGCAGAGCCCCUCUGGAGCACCGUCUUUGGCAGCCAGAGUCACCACGAGGUCACCAUGGCCUACCCCAUGCGCUCCGUGUACCACCAGGCCUUCCACCUCGUGCACAACCUCAAUUUCAAGAUGCCCUUUCCCAUCGACCAGGACUUCUACGUGUCGCCCACCUUCCAGGACCUCCUGAACCGCACUGUGGCCGGCCGCCCCACUGGCUGGUAUAAGGAUCUCCACCGUUACUACUACCGGGAGCGUUGGGAGCUGUAUGACAGGAGCCAGGACCCCCACGAGACCCGGAACCUGGCUGCCGACCCCCACUAUGCGCAGGUUCUUGAACUGCUGCAGACCGAGCUGGCCAAGUGGCAGUGGGAGACCCAUGACCCCUGGGUAUGUGCUCCCGAUGGCGUCCUGGAGGAGAGGCUCUCCCCCCAGUGCCGGCCACUCCACAAUGAGCUGUGAGCGUCCCUGGGGCACGUGCAUGGCCUCCCCAGACUGGGUCCCCACGCGGCCCAUCUGAUGAGGGCUCUCCCCGAUGCUGCUGUCAUUCUGCCACCGCCUGGAGGGGAGAGCAGGGCGUGUGUCCCGGUCCUUCACCCCUCUGUGGUAGGGGACACUGCUGUCCUUGUGUCUGAGCCCUAUAAGCAUAGACAUUCCAGGGGAUCCUGGAACAGGGUGGGUCCCCCAGUCCAUGACAGGUGAGGAUGGUCUGGGCAAGGAGGUCUCAUGUCCUGGGUCAGGUUGGGGUCCUGCAGAGAGAAGGGGCUGGGACCUGGGGCUUGAGAUCCUCUUCAUUCUUUGGAGGCCCCAGAUGUUCCCACUUCCAGGUACCACAUGGGUGGCAGGAGGGUUCAGACUACACUCUAUGUAGGGACACGGUGUCUGCCUUUUAUCCACCUCUGGUCUUGAAAAAAUCUGUGAACACGCCUGGGGCUUGUUUUGCUCUGCCCCACGGUCAAGUUCCUGACCCUGGCUGGGUUUCCACUAGGCCGCUGAUUCAUGGCAGGCUCCCCACGUGCCGAGCUUCAUCCUGUGGUCUGUAGAGGCAAGCUCGUCCUUUUUGAAUGUCCGGGGGGGAAGAGCCCGUCCUCUGGCUUGGGUUAGUUCUGUCCGGUUGGACUCCAGGGCUGUGGCACGGAUGUUGCUCGCAGAUGCUCCACACCUGCCCGGUGCCCACCUGCCGGGAAAGCGGAAGGUCUCCCUGGAAAGCCCAGAACGCGGGGGCUUUUUCCCUUGAGUGGUGGGCUCCUGCUCUCCCCUGCCCUCCCCCACCAACGCCAUCCUGGGGGCGUGGAGGAAGAGCCACAGUCCAGGACACUGUAAAAGCCUUUUGUUUUAGUAAAACAUGCAGAAGGUCA
This is a messenger RNA of Mirounga angustirostris (Northern elephant seal), 2469 nucleotides long. RefSeq names its product N-sulfoglucosamine sulfohydrolase (gene SGSH). Gene Ontology annotation, biological process: heparan sulfate proteoglycan catabolic process; glycosaminoglycan catabolic process. The coding region runs from base 56 to 1573 and encodes 505 amino acids. The transcript has 8 exons. Lineage: Eukaryota; Metazoa; Chordata; Mammalia; Carnivora; Phocidae. Gene Ontology annotation, molecular function: N-sulfoglucosamine sulfohydrolase activity; glycosaminoglycan binding; N-acetylglucosamine-6-sulfatase activity. The record is from RefSeq and is a predicted model, not a curated record.